CCGGUUUAAGAAUUAAUUUUAUAAGUAGUAGAAGGAUGCUAACCUAUAGCCUUGCCAGCAUCUUCUCGAAUUCUAUAAUAUUCUAACAGACAUCUUCUACUUUAAUGCAUCCUGCAGUAUCGUGUACCUUGUCCCUCCACUAGCAAUAUCUCCCUAGGGUGUAUGCCCUAAGGAAGCGGCUUGAUAGAAAUCCUAACCCAUACAGCUCGGUCCACGGAACCCACCGAAGUAACCCGCCCCCGUGCACCUUGCCAAUUAACACGUACUUGUUACAGUUCCGUGCCCACCUUAGAUAUCCCGCGGGACAAUGUCCUCUUUACCCCGACCUUCGAGAAACUAGAGGAUGUCGGAGACAUAGAAAACGGUUAGGUCUGGAGUCUGCCGCAGCCUCCCAGCAUUGAAGACAGCAAGGCUGACUGUCUCAUCUGCUUUCCUGUCCUUCCACUUCUGCCCUAUUGCAUAAACCGUCCAUUCUAGUACCGGACUCAUGGAUAGGAAGCCUGUCUCUACCCUAUCACUCGUCCUCUUCUCCUCUUGUGUCUUGCCUAGAUGUUCAGCCAAGAGUGCCGCGAAUCCGUCCACGGAGACGGUGCACUUAAAUUCGAGAUUGAAAGGCACUUCUAAUUCUGGUUCGAACGUUGGUUGGCUCGUGCCCACGUGCCGGUGUGCCCGGAAGAGGAAUUCGGGAUCGGAGGGAACAUCUUGAUAUUAACAUCGUAAAGCACUAUGGUGAGGCCGGGUUAACAUAGCUCUCGUAGGGCAUGAGCUAAACGUAUGGGAGGCGAACGCUCGGUCCACUCAAGUACGUUCUCUAUCUCCCUCACCGCCGUGGAGAGUUUGCUCUCUUGCCCCCACACGCGGAUAUUAUCCAGGACGGUUAUGCAGAUAUCGCCCUCAGAUCGCCAAGAGUCUCCGGGCGGCGAGUGCUGGUGCGCUGCCCUACUUUCAAAAGCUGAACUUAGACUAGGCGUCCAAGCUGAUGCGAGGCCGACGAAGAUUCGGUAAAUAUGCUCUGCGGAGGUGCUACUCUGUAACUAAGGG
This is a messenger RNA of Mytilinidion resinicola, 1041 nucleotides long. RefSeq lists its product as uncharacterized. Bases 488 to 706 code for a protein of 72 amino acids. NCBI's taxonomy places the organism in Eukaryota, Fungi, Ascomycota, Dothideomycetes, Mytilinidiales, Mytilinidiaceae. The record is from RefSeq and is a predicted model, not a curated record. The transcript has a single exon.